Hyalella azteca is the source of this 2215-nucleotide messenger RNA. RefSeq names its product ubiquitin-conjugating enzyme E2 L3. Bases 213 to 677 code for a protein of 154 amino acids. The record is from RefSeq and is a predicted model, not a curated record. Lineage: Eukaryota; Metazoa; Arthropoda; Malacostraca; Amphipoda; Hyalellidae. The transcript is spliced from 4 exons.
UUUUUGUUGUAUUAUCUGUCCUUUAAGUCGUGCCUACAAAGUAGUCCUCAAGGUGCGGAAGUGCUAGAAACUUCGAAACUUAUUGAGAACCGAUUCAGAUUUCAGUCCUACUUUUGGCAUUGCGAUUCUUGAAGCGUGUAAGCUAAGUUAUCGUGCGAACUGUCUGCGCUUAUUUUGAAAAUAAAAAUCAGCCCCAAUUUUAACAUUUUGCAAUGGCAGCCACCAGACGACUGCAGAAAGAGUUGGCUGACAUCCGAAGAACUGGCAUCAAGUCCUUCAAAGACAUCCAAGUGGAUGAGAACAACAUCUUGCUGUGGCAAGGACUCAUUGUGCCUGAAUGUGUACCGUACAACAAAGGAGCUUUCAGGAUCGAAGUUGUGUUCCCUGCCGAGUAUCCAUUUAAGCCGCCGAAGCUGACCUUCAAGACUAAGAUUUACCAUCCCAACGUUGAUGAGAAAGGCCAAGUCUGCCUGCCUAUUAUCAGCGCCGAGAACUGGAAGCCUGCCACUAAAACAGAUCAAGUGAUCGACUCUCUAGUGCAGCUAGUGAACGAGCCUGAACCCGAGCACCCUCUCCGCGCCGACUUGGCAGAAGAGUACACCAAAGAUCGCAAGAAAUUCAUCAAAAAUGCUGAAGAAUUCACCAAAAAGAACUCGGAGAAGAGGCCAGCCGAUUAGGGUUUUUGUAGAAAUUCGUUAGGCCUUAGCAAACAAUUACUGGGAUCAUCUGUGACAGUUGACGAUACUGUCCGUCUCGUAGCUUUAUCAUAAAAGGAACUUGUUUAGUUAGGAUUAUUGAACUCAAAUUUAUAUCAAUAAAGCGUUACGCUUUAUUCUUGUACAUUCAUGAUUAAUUGACAACCGAAAAUACCGAGGUUAUUUUUGUUCAAGUGCACCAGGGAUAUUAGUAGUUUAUGCAUCUUAUAAUUGACAAUCUAGUUUUUUUCGUAAAAACUUCAAAAUAACGUUUGAACUUAGGCGCUAAUUUUUUUUUUUUUAUAAACAUGCAAAAGUGUUUAUUUUCAACAAUGCCAUGCGGUAGGUUGCAAAUAACUACUGCAAGUCCUGGAGCUCUCAGGAAACUCAAAAUGUUCACAGCAACAAGGUCUGCCAGAUUUCCCUGCUUUGUAAGAGUUAUGCCUCGAAGGCGGCAGGCAAUUCGACUCAAAUGAACACCUCCUCGCCAGCGCUGCUCGUUGGAUGAAGCUGUGCACCAACAGUGAUCUGCAGGCAAUUUCUAUUUUACGUGGUGAUGUAACUCCGCGAGUAGUCGGCUACCUUGAUGCGAGGCAGUCAGUCGCUUCCGGUACAGAGUUUGAAUAGCAUAUUUGUGACGAUGGCAGGAAGCAGAGUGCCGUUUCCUAAUCCUUCUCGGUUAUUAAUUUUGUUAUUUUGCUUCGAAUGUGUGCGUCGAGUGUCUUUGUACUAAAGAAUUUGCAGUUUCUUUGGCACUUAUUUUUGCUUGCGGUGUCAACCCGGCAAAUAGUGCUUCCGAUUGCUGUGGUUAACUUAUUUAGCUCCCAACACUUGUGGCCAGCUCGAACGUCGCCUUUGAGGACAUGUUUGAUCAAGUAUAUAGACAUUAUUGACGGCAGGACAUUAUUCUUUGACUACUCAUUGCUUGUUUUAUUUAUGUGAUCGUACCGAGGAAACUUUACGACACGAGACUUAGCUUACAGAUUCGUACUUCACCUAGUUUGCUUUCGCGUUUAUUAUGCUCGUUCAUUAUCUUCGCAUUCUGGAAAUAAUCUCUUGUGCAUUUUGACCGUCCACGGUAGCAUCCAUCCCCACAUUUGUUUGAAAAAAAAAUUUGUAACCACCGUGCCAGUGCUCUCGAUCCACCAUGAUGCUAAGUGUAGUCAUUAGCAUUCAUUUAAUGAAUAAGUGUAAAUCAUAUUAUUUGCUAGUUCUAUAAAUACCAUCAAGUGGACUUCUAUCUGUACAAUAACGUAUCUUGGGAUAUGUUACGAAUUUUAAAAUUGAUUACGUUGAGAUCAUUUUCUUUUACCCCGCCGACCUCAACAACUGAGAACCAAUAUUACUUAGUCCGUUCAAAUGCCAGCUCGCGCCAGUGUAUACAUUGAAUUGAACUCUGCCCCGCUCGUCCGCAAGUGUUCGAUUUGAAACCCUACAUUUCCCGCUCACGUAAUUACCGUUGUCCUCUGCAUAUGAUUUAUAAAGCAACUAGUGAAAAUGAAAUCAUGUUUUCAUAUAAA